Lacerta agilis (Sand lizard) is the source of this 2115-nucleotide messenger RNA. It is a transcript of the gene GAS7, whose product is annotated as growth arrest specific 7. The coding region runs from base 38 to 1501 and encodes 487 amino acids. Gene Ontology annotation, biological process: neuron projection morphogenesis; actin filament polymerization. The transcript is spliced from 14 exons. The record is from RefSeq and is a predicted model, not a curated record. Gene Ontology annotation, molecular function: actin filament binding. NCBI's taxonomy places the organism in Eukaryota, Metazoa, Chordata, Lepidosauria, Squamata, Lacertidae. Gene Ontology annotation, cellular component: actin filament; plasma membrane; cytoplasm.
AGUUGGGCAAGUCGCUCGCUCGCUCGCUGGCUAGGGGAUGCCGCCGCCCGGGCAGGAGCGGGCGCUGCCGGUGCUAGGCGCGCGCUGCAGGACCCUGUACCCUUUCUCCGGGGAGAGGCACCGGCACGGGCUGCGCUUCGCGGCGGGGGAGCUGCUCACCGUCCUCCAGGCGGGGCCCGACGGCGGCUGGUGGGAAGGAGAGACCGCCGAAGGGCUCCGGGGCUGGUUCCCGGCCAGCUACGUCCAGCUGAUCGAGAAACCUAGGAAGGUCAUUCCUCAAGUCGGAGAAGACACUCAAAAUGGCCACCUCCCACCCGGCUGGCAGAGUUAUAUGUCUCCCCAGGGGCGAAGGUACUACGUGAACACUUUCACCAAUGAGACUACUUGGGAGCGGCCAAGCAGCGUGCCCGGGACACCAAAGAGCCCUGUGACACAGAAGAACUCCUUGCCUACAGUGAAUGGGUAUCACAUACCAGGAACUUUGGUACCCCAACUAGAACCAAGCCACAUGAGUCUCCGCAAAGUCGGCUGUGACCCCCAUAGUCCUGGGUCCCCCUCACCUACUCGAAAGCAGAACAAGGAGACCACGUUCACGAUAAACUGUGUGACGUUCCCCCACCCUGACGCAAUGCCAGAGCAGCAGUUGCUGAAACCUUCUGAAUGGAGCUACUGCGAUUAUUUCUGGACUGAUAAGAAGGAUCCUCAAGGAAACAGCACCGUCUCGGGAUUUGAAAUUCUUCUUCAGAAACAACUGAAAGGAAAGCAAAUGCAAAAAGAGAUGGCGGAAUUUAUUCGCGAAAGGAUAAAGAUUGAGGAAGAAUAUGCCAAGAACUUGUCCAAACUAUCACAAAACUCAUUGGCUGGCCAGGAAGAAGGGACGCUUGGAGAGUCUUGGUCUCAGCUGAAGAAAAGCCUGGCUGAUGAAGCAGAGGUUCACCUCAAGUUUUCCUCCAAGCUCCAGGCAGAGGUGGAGAAACCCCUUCUCAACUUCCGAGAAAACUUCAAGAAAGACAUGAAGAAGUAUGACCAUCACAUUGCUGAUCUGAGGAAGCAGCUGGUUAGUCGGUAUGCAUCCGUGGAAAAGGCCCGGAAAGCAUUAUCGGAGAGGCAAAAGGAUUUAGAGAUGAAAACACAGCAGUUGGAGAUAAAACUCAGCAACAAGACAGAAGAGGAAAUUAAGAAGGCUAGGCGGAAGUCCACCCAAGCCGGAGAUGACCUCAUGCGCUGUGUGGAUCUGUAUAAUCAAGCCCAGUCAAAGUGGUUUGAAGAAAUGGUGACCACCUCUCUGGAGCUUGAGAGGCUAGAGGUGGAGAGAGUGGAGAUGAUUCGGCAGCACCUUUGUCAAUAUACACAGUUGCGGCACGAGACAGAUAUGUUCAACCAAAGCACAGUAGAACCCGUGGAUCAGUUGCUUCAGAAAGUGGAUCCAGCCAAAGACAGGGAACUGUGGGUAAAAGAACACAAAACCGGUAAUAUCAGACCCGUGGAUAUGGAGAUAUAGACUGCUGCUACUGGUUGUAAGUGGUGGGCUCCUUGUCCCAGCCAUGUUCAAGAGAGUUCUGUAAAGCCUCAGGAGUAGGGAAAAGAGAGACGUUCUGCUGUCAGCUUCCUUAUAUAUUUAUUAUUGCCUGUAGGGACUAUUUCUGUCAUGUUUGAUCACUAUUUCAUUUCCUGUUGUGCUUUGCCUUAAACAUCGAACAUUCCAGGUUUGAGAAGCCACGCUUUAUACUUCCUUUCAAAAAUGGGCUAUCAGCAGCCAAACAGUUGCCGCCCUCGUGAUAAGCUGCAGGGGUUGUUUUCUGGUACAGAGAGAGUUUUGCUAUUCAGUUGUGAUUGACUAUCUCAUGCUACUCCCCUUGCAUGAUGCUCUGUUUGUACAGCAGUGCUAAGACACAAUAUGCCUCUGCCAAACUGGUGAAUUUGAACACGACUCUGGAAGGAGCGAGAUCUUCCUGAAUAUUGCCACUUAAUUGGAUGGGAAUGGGUGGGAGGUUGAGGAAAACGCUCCUGUCCUCCAUUUACAACUUAUGAAAUGGCAUUCAUAAAGCUAACCUACCUCACAGGGAUGUUGUGAGGAUAACAGUAAAGCCUGUACAAUAUGUAUUUUUUAACAAA